CAUGGUUGCCGUUGUGCGUACAGAUUGAAAUAAGGAAUGUGUUCCGGAAGACAGAGAUAGUUGAAUCAUGAUCUAUUAAAAUCUCUAUGUAAAGGGGUUUGUCUUGUAAGGGCCAUUCACAAUAAUGUCUGUUCCACAGAGAUGGCUGAAUUGUCCCCGAAAAAGUCAGAUUAUCGCAGAAAAGUUUCUUGCCUUUAAAACACCACUGGGGCCGCGCUAUGAUGACGAAAUUCCAGAGGCAAAUAGAUUUCAGCUGCCUAUGUUGUUUGCCUAUCUCCAGUCCCUACAGAUGAGGUUAGGAUUGAUCAUUGACUUGACAAACACAAAUCGUUUUUAUGACAAAACAGUUGUGGAACGGACAGGAAUCAAACAUAUCAAGAUGCAGUUGAAAGGGCAUGGGGAGACGCCCUCAAAAGAGCAAGUUGCUUUAUUUAUUAGAAUGUGUGAUCGUUACUUUGAUCAAAACCCUGGGGAAUUAAUAGGUGUUCACUGUACUCAUGGCUUCAACAGAACUGGCUUCUUAAUCAUUGCCUAUCUUGUAGAAAAAGAUGACUGGAGUAUUGAGGCAGCUAUUCACUGUUUUGCGCAGUGUCGCCCUCCAGGAAUUUACAAAGCACACUAUUUGCAAGACUUAGUUAAGCGGUACAGUGACUCAAAUGAAUCCAUCGCUGCACCUGAGCUUCCUGAUUGGUGUUAUGACGAGGAGGAAGGACUUAGUGACAAUGAGGAGGAAAAUGGGAGAACUGUGGAAGAUGGAAGUCACUCUGAUGGGAGAAGGAAAAAGAUGCGAAGGGAUCCAAGAUUGAAGGAAGCAAAAUUUAUGGAUGAGGUUGAGGGGAUUGAGGUUGUGAAUUCACCCAGAAGAGAAGAUAUCCAAGAAAUAUGUGAAAAAAUGUGCGCUUGGGAAAGUGGGGGAUUCCCAGGAAGUCAACCAGUGUCCAUGGAUGUCCAGAAUAUUAAAUUACUUCACGAAAAACCUUACAGAGUCAGUUGGAAAGCAGAUGGCGUGAGAUACAUGAUGCUGAUUUUAAAAGAAAGAGAAAUAUACUUAAUAGACAGAGACAAUAAUGUGUUUGCUGCACCACAGUUCCAUUUCCCUCAGCGUAAAAACCUUAGAGAGCAUAUUUUUGACACUCUGAUUGAUGGGGAGAUGGUUCUUGACAAGGAAAAUGAAAAGGUUCACCCUCGAUAUCUGGCCUACGAUAUCGUCAGAUUCCAAGGGCAAGAAGUCGGAAAACAAAGCCACGACAUCAGAAUGAUUUGUAUUGAAAAAGAAAUAGAAAUGGCUCGAAACCAAGCUGCUCAACAAGGACUCUUGGACAAGUCAAAGGAGCCGUUUAGCAUCAGAGCGAAAAAGUUCUUUCCAGUAGAGAAAGCAGAGUGGGUGUUAGAAAACUGGAGUCCUAAACUUAGCCACGAGAAUGAUGGACUGAUCUUCAACCCCGCCGAGGAGCCGUAUGAGGCCGGACAGAGCUCUGAGUUAUUGAAAUGGAAACCACACACGCUAAACUCCGUGGACUUCGUUCUUAAUAUAAGAACUGUUCGACAAGAAGGGUGCAUUCCUGAAUCAGUUGGUGCUCUCAUGGUCGGUGGUUUUGAUCGACCAUUUGCCCAAAUCAAGGUUACGAAAGAACUCAAAAGCCUCGACAAGAAAGUGGUGGAAUGCACUUGGGAUGCCAAGAACAAACAGUGGAAAUUUCUCAGAGUCAGGGAAGAUAAAAGUUUCCCAAAUGGUUACAAGACAGCUAUGAGCGUAUGCAAAAGCAUUCAACAACCUGUGACAAAGAAAUGGCUUCUGGAAGUCAUAGAGAAACAUCGUUACCACUCAGUUAGACAUAGAGACCCCAACGCUCCAUCCACGAGUCACGCCGCAGUUUAGAUCACAGACUCACCAGAAUGGCCUUAGAAGCAGUAGAAGCCGCCUUGCGUCAGUUGAAGCUCUUCUUAGAGAAAGGUAACCGCACACAUUUGGAUAAAGAGACUUAUAUCAGUCGUAUAGAGUCUUCCUAUGUCUGGUGCCUCCAUCACUCUUUGAUUUGCUAUCGUGAAGGCGAGAACCAUGCUCGGAUGCUCCGCCGUAAUCCGAUGGCGUCGUCGUGAGGAACAGAAUAGUGCCGACUGGGUUUACCGACGUGACACAAACACCGACUGCUGUUAUUUCGCAUUUGUACAGAUUUUAUAGCAUAAAGCACUUCUUGUUUUAUAUUCAUUUUCAUUCUGUUAUCAGAAGGCUACUCUAGAAAAUACCUGACGUAAGUGCAAUCCUUCCAAUGUUUUGCGUUUUCAGCGCUUGCUAAAUUUCAGUUAUUUAGUUCUUAUGAUUUUGAGGUUCAGAGGCCUUUUAGAGCUUUAUCUCAUAUAAUGUCACUGAUUGUUUUUUGAUGUAGCGAUCACCAACAGUGCCUCUUUUCGCACAACUUCCCUGAGUGUUAAAAUGUGAAGCAACCUCGUUUCCAGGUUCACCAGUCCUUCCCCCCACUGUCUCUCUUACUCCAGGAAAUGGAUAGAAGAUAGGCCCUGGAAACGAGGUUUUAUGGUAAAGAAGAUUGAAUGAUUAAGCCUCUUUAUGUAAGAGACAUUGGAAGAGUUAUGCAUAUUUUAAGUACCACCCAAAUCUGAUGGUCGAAAAAAGUACUUUGGCUUUUUUUACCUUAAUUAGUAGACCUGUAGCAGAUGUGGUUUUCUUUUAUCAAUGUUGAUUUUUUUGUAUGGUUUUAAAUUUUUUUUUCCAUAACCAGAAUUUUAAGUCGGGCACCUCUUCGUUUAACCAGAAGGUACUGAUUUCUUCAGUCUUGUGGAUUUGAAAUUGUUAUAGAAGGUUAGCAAAAGUGACUACUCGAGAGUUACGGGAUAGGUUUGUACUUGAAGAAAAAGAAAAAGAAAAGGAAAGAAAGUAAUAAACAACUGUAAAUAGUUUUAUUCUAUGUAAACUAGUAUUUCGCAUGAAGUAUUUUCCAGUUUGAAAAACUGAUUACUUCAAUGGUCCCGCUAGCAUAAAGUUUGAAACUUGAAUUCGAUGAUAUUUUCAUCCUCUUUGUUGAUGUAAAACGAGAUGAAUUUGACCAAUUUUUUAACUCUUCAACUCCCAGUUCAAAUUCUUAAUUCUCCUUACUGUCAACCAUACAAUUCUUGAAAUGUUAGUUCAGGGAAUUUAGUAUCACCAUUCUCAUCACUUGUCUGGUUGAUACUGUAUUGAUAUUGUAAGGAGAAAUUCUGUCUUGGUCACUCAUGGGAAAUUAAGGGUAAACAGCAAGACAAGUAAGAUCAAAGGGCAAAGAUGCUGUACUCAUUAUCAAUCAAGGAUUGUACAAGCUGAAUGCUUGAUGCAUUAUUAUGGACUUUUACUUAUGGUCUGCUAGAGGACAGACAUGUAGGAGACGUCACCAUGAAUUUUUCUUUAUUAUAUAGUAACAUUUAUGACCGGUUACGCUCUCGCUGUAUAUUUAACAAAUAGACUCCAUGUUGCCAUGCAUCUGUACAUUAAAAGAGCACAGAAGGCGUCUAAAUGUGGUAAGAACAUCAGUUAUACUGCAUUUCAAACGAAGCGCGGUAGCAGAGGUGGAGUGAAAAAACGAGAGAGGAUUGGGUUGGGUCGCGUGAUGAGAGGUGUUUUGUACGCGACCCGACCCAAACCUCUCACGUUUUUGCUCUGUUGCUAGUAUUCGCUCUGGUUAUUAUUUCGUUCUGUUUUACCAACUAGAAGCGUGGAACAGGUAUCACAGAGCAGACUCGCGGCAACAUAGAAUCAAUUUAUUAAUUAGAUAGCGAAAGCGUAGCCAAUUAUAUCAGUUACAUAUUAGAUAGAACACUAGCGACAAAUGCUAACGACAGAUAACUGGAUUCGGCUGGCGUGUAUACACAUCACUGUUGGUCAUUAGUUCAUUGGUAAAGGAUCAUGCCCGCCAUUUUGAAAUAGGUCAAUCAACUGUAUUGGUGGCAACUAGGGUGUGAACAUGGCGUUGUGUACCGCCACAAGGACUUAUUUCAGAUCGAUAUUUAAUUGCUGCUCAUAAGGAAGUGGUGAUUUAAAAAUAUAGAAAGCAUUUGUCAAAAUACUGUAAUUAACAACUCUUUGUUUUGAUUGUGAUAUCGUAUUUGUUUUGGUAGUGUGGAGCGGAAAAGCUACCCAUCCAAAUAAAAUGUAUGUUUUGGG
This is a messenger RNA of Pocillopora verrucosa, 4153 nucleotides long. Its product is annotated as mRNA-capping enzyme. Gene Ontology annotation, molecular function: mRNA 5'-triphosphate monophosphatase activity; ATP binding; mRNA guanylyltransferase activity. Gene Ontology annotation, biological process: 7-methylguanosine mRNA capping; protein dephosphorylation. The record is from RefSeq and is a predicted model, not a curated record. NCBI's taxonomy places the organism in Eukaryota, Metazoa, Cnidaria, Anthozoa, Scleractinia, Pocilloporidae.